Molecule: messenger RNA, 935 nt
Organism: Postia placenta MAD-698-R-SB12
Lineage: Eukaryota; Fungi; Basidiomycota; Agaricomycetes; Polyporales; Adustoporiaceae
Exons: 6
Coding region: 67-786 (239 amino acids)
Biological process (GO): translation
Cellular component (GO): ribosome
Molecular function (GO): structural constituent of ribosome
Source: RefSeq, a predicted model, not a curated record
CCGACAUUGCGCGCAAGACUAUCGCCGUCGUUACCGUCGACGGAGAUCACGCCCUUCACCUGAAGCAUGAAGCUCAACAUCGCCAACCUCGCGACUGGCGAGCAAAAGACAUUCGAUUUUGACGAUGAGAGGAAAUACCGUAUCUUCUAUGACAAGAAGAUCGCACAGGAAGUCCCCGGAGACUUGCUCGGCGACGAGUGGAAGGGCUACAUCUUCCGUAUCACCGGCGGCAACGAUAAGCAAGGUUUCCCUAUGAAGCAGGGUGUCCUUGUCCCCUACCGUGUCAGCCUCCUGCUCGCUGACGGCCAUUCGUGCUACCGAGCCCGCCGCACUGGUGAGCGCAAGCGCAAAUCCGUGCGCGGUUGCAUCGUCGGCCCCGACAUCGCCGUCCUUUCCCUUGUCAUUAUCAAGCAGGGCGAGAGCGAGAUCCCCGGCCUCACAGAGAACAUCCUGCCGAAGCGUCUUGGCCCCAAGCGUGCGACGAAGAUCCGGAAGUUCUUCAACCUGUCCAAGGAGGACGACGUCAGGAAGUACGUCGUGCGCCGGGAGGUGAAGAGCCAGAAGAAGGAGAAUGCGAAGCCCUAUACGAAGGCUCCCAAGAUCCAGCGAUUGGUAACCCCCGUCCGUCUCCAGCGCCGCCGUCACCUCCAUUCCCUCAAGCGUCGUCGUCUCGAACGCCAGAAGGAGCAGAAGACGGAGUUCGACGUUCUCAUCCAGAAGCGUGUUGCCGAGAAGAAGGAGAAGGUUGCGGCCGUCAGGGCAUCGCACAAGAAGGCAACUGCCUAAAAUACCUGUCGCCGGGUAUCCCCUCUUUCUAUGCGGUCGAUUGCUCUAUGGUUACCUACAGUCAUGUUUUCUUCACGACCUCUCGUUCGCAAUGCAUCCAUGUAACCUAUGGUGAUCUAUGGCAGUGAUUCGACCGUCAUCGCUCAGGU